Molecule: messenger RNA, 576 nt
Organism: Solanum tuberosum (potato)
Lineage: Eukaryota; Viridiplantae; Streptophyta; Magnoliopsida; Solanales; Solanaceae
Exons: 3
Coding region: 1-576 (191 amino acids)
Molecular function (GO): nucleic acid binding
Source: RefSeq, a predicted model, not a curated record
AUGGGUCCCUUCCCACUAUCUAGUGGAAACCAAUACAUCCUUGUGGCUGUUGAUUAUGUGAGUAAAUGGGUUGAGGCUGUUGCUCUUCCUUCGAAUGAUUCAAGGGUUGUGAUCAAGUUCAUCAAGAAGCAUAUUUUCACUCGCUUUGGGACUCCAAAGGCAAUCAUAAGUGAUGGAGAAAAUGGUGAAUGCACAGAGGAAGGAUUGGUUAAAUUUGGCCCCGAGCUAGCCGGUAGGAAAAGAGUGAAUCAACUACAUGAACUUGAGGAGUUUAGGCUCCAUGCGUAUGAAAAUGCCAAGCUCUACAAAGAAAAGAUGAAAAGGUGGCUUGACAAGCACAUAGUUCAUCGCACAUUCACUCUGGGAGAAAAGGUACUACUCUUUAACUCUAGAUUAAGGUUAUUCCCCGGAAAACUAAGGUCUAAAUUGAGUGGUCCUUUCGAAGUUGUAAGAAUGACACAACAUGGGGCUGUUGAACUUAAAGGUGAAACUGUCCCUACGUUCUUGGUAAAUGGGCAAAGAGGAAACCCUACUUUGGAGAAGAUUCGGAUCGUGAUCAGGAGGCUCUUGAGCUAA